AUGGCUGCCACACACCGCUGCAUCUCCCUGCUGCUCCUGUCCACCUGCGUGGCUCUGCUGCUGCGGCCGCCGCUGGCUGCCCAGGGAGCCCUGCAGGAGCCGGUGUACCCAGGGGACGACGCCCCGCCACAGCAGAUGGCUGAGUACGUGGCCAGUCUCCGCCGAUACAUCAACAUGCUGACCAGGCCCAGGUACGGGAAGAGAGACCAAGUGGACACUCUGGGCUUCUUGGAAUGGGGCCACCCCCACGCAGCUGCAACCAGGGAGCUCAGCCCCACGGACCUGUGA
Molecule: messenger RNA, 288 nt
Organism: Lepus europaeus (European hare)
Lineage: Eukaryota; Metazoa; Chordata; Mammalia; Lagomorpha; Leporidae
Gene: PPY
Product: pancreatic polypeptide
Exons: 3
Coding region: 1-288 (95 amino acids)
Biological process (GO): feeding behavior; neuropeptide signaling pathway
Cellular component (GO): extracellular region
Molecular function (GO): neuropeptide hormone activity; neuropeptide Y receptor binding
Source: RefSeq, a predicted model, not a curated record